AUGGGUCCAUCUAUCACAGUUGGAAUUUCUUGGUUUGGAGAAAAGGUGAAUGAAGACACAGCUGCUCCAUUUAAAGUAACUAAGUUGGCUAGAGCGUCAACACUCCAUGUUGUGUCAGAGAAAACUACAGAGAUUACUGAAAGGAAAGGAGCUAUAAUUGCUGGAACUACCCUAAGGCUUGGGGUGACAAUAAACAGGGAAUCAGUUCAAGAAGUUCGUGAAACUAUCCGUUCAAACGUCUCCAUUUUGGGGUCUCAAAUCUUGCCUCUUUCGGAGAAGUUUCGGUAUGCGGUGUCUAUGAUCAAGAAGAGGUUCAACAAGUCUGAGGGAAUUUACGUGCCAAAUUUUAAGGUAGUGAUACAACACUUCUGCUUCCCUUGUUCGGGAAGGCCAUUGAUAAUAGAAUUGGGGAAAGGGUUGGGGCUUUCGGAGAGAGACAUUGAACCUGCUUUGAUGACACUGCACAGGUUUGGAAACCAGUCUUCUUCCUCAUUGUGGUAUGAACUAGCUUACUUGGAAACCAAGGAAAAAGUGCACAAGGGAGACAAGAUUUGGCAACUUGGAAUGGGAACAGGACUCAAAUGUGACAGUAUUAUUUUGCAGUGUAUUAGGCCUAUAGUUGGAGAGCACGAGAAGGGACCAUGGGCAGAUUGCAUCCAUCGAUACCCAAUAUUAGCCCUGGAUUAAGAAUCACUGUUUCUGUUAUGAUUCCAAUAUUAAAUGAAUAACAAUGACUCAGCCAUUUCUUACUU
This is a messenger RNA of Cajanus cajan (pigeon pea), 752 nucleotides long. The record is from RefSeq and is a predicted model, not a curated record. NCBI's taxonomy places the organism in Eukaryota, Viridiplantae, Streptophyta, Magnoliopsida, Fabales, Fabaceae.